CCUCUUCCUCUUCCUCUUCCUCUUCUCUCCUCUCCUCUGUCUCCCAUCAUCAUCUCCCGAUUUUCUCUAACUCUUAAUUCUUUGCAUUCUUGUUCGUUCAUACCCAUCUUCACUCUCUCUCACCCCAACCCCCAGAUCCCAAACAUGGUGGACCGCCCAAAGAAGCCCUCGGCUCUGAACCCCAUCUCGCCCGGCCUGGCGCCUCAAGCACAAGUCAACAUCACGCACUCGAACUCGCGCGUCUCUGCCGUGCUGCCCACCGGCGAAUCGAUCGAGGUCCUCCUCUACGGGGCCACCAUCAUAAGCUGGAAGGACGCGGCGGGGCAAGAGAAGCUCUUCCUCAGCAGCAAGGCGCAGCUGGACGGCACGAAAGCCGUGCGCGGCGGCAUCCCGCUGGUCUUCCCGGUGUUCGGGACGGCGCCAGACCAUGCGGCGACGGCGGCGCUGCCGCAGCAUGGCUUCGCGCGCAUCUCGCGGUGGGAGUUCCUGGGGCGCAGCACGAGCGAGAGCGCGCGGACGACGGAUGACGGGGAUAGUAGCGUGAAGUUGGAUUUCGGGCUCAGCCCGAGUAAUCUGGAUGAGGAGAGUCGUAAGAAGUGGCCGUAUGCGUUUGGUCUGAUCUAUAGUGUUACGCUGGGGAGGGAGGGCUUGACGACGAGUAUGGUGGUGAGGAAUGAGGGGGAGAGCGCGUGGGAGUUCCAGGUGCUGAUGCAUAGCUAUUUGAGGGUUGAUGACAUCUCCCAAGUCUCCAUCUCGGGCCUCGAAUCCUCCUCCUACGUCGACAAGCUCACCACGCCCAUCUCCACCACCACGUCUCCCUCCAGCGCCCUAACCAUCGGCUCCAAAACAGACCGCGUAUACACACCCGCGGGCGGCCCCAGCGCCCCCGUCGUCGUCACCGAAGGCGGCGCGAAGAAAUUCAGCCUCGUCCGAGAUAACCUCAACGAAGUCGUGGUCUGGAACCCUUGGACCGACGCCGUCAGCAUGUCGGACUUCGCGCCCGCUGACGGGUACAAGAACAUGAUCUGUGUCGAAGCGGGCGCGGUCAAAGGAUGGCAGAAACUAGAGGCGGGUGAGACGUGGGAGGGCGGACAGAUCAUCUCGCUCUGAAGGAGGGGUGGAGAGGAAGGACUUGGGCGCUUUGCUUGGGAGGGAAGGAAGGAAAUUUAAUCAUGAGUGAAAUGUAGGCAACACGCUGGUAUGGACAAUGAGGCAUGAGAGAUUAUGCAUGAUGAGAUGUUGAUGAGGACCGCGAUACUAGC
This is a messenger RNA of Amorphotheca resinae ATCC 22711, 1262 nucleotides long. RefSeq lists its product as hypothetical. The transcript is spliced from 2 exons. Gene Ontology annotation, biological process: carbohydrate metabolic process. The record is from RefSeq and is a predicted model, not a curated record. Gene Ontology annotation, molecular function: carbohydrate binding; isomerase activity. The coding region runs from base 145 to 1110 and encodes 321 amino acids. Lineage: Eukaryota; Fungi; Ascomycota; Leotiomycetes; Helotiales; Amorphothecaceae.